UUGGCUGAGGCGCGUCGAUGACGAGAACGCGGUGUCAGGGCUCGGCCUCUCAGAGCGUUCCACUCCUCUUCCCUCCGGAACAUGGUCUGGGGCUUUGGGCACCUUGGCCGCCGGAGCCUCGCUGUCCUGGGAGCCACCUGGUCCAGGCGCGCUGUGGGUUCAGCCCUUCUGGGAGCUGUUUGUCAACAUACUUACUUCAGAAAGUGUCAGAUAAUCGAACAGGGCAUCAUGAAGGUUGAGUUACUGCCAGCCCUAACUGAUAAUUACAUGUACCUGAUCAUUGAUGAAGAUACCAAGGAAGCAGCUAUUGUGGACCCAGUACAACCCCAGAAGGUUGUGGAAACAGUAAAAAAGCAUGGAGUGAAACUGACCACCGUUCUUACUACCCAUCACCAUUGGGACCAUGCUGGAGGCAAUGAGAAGCUUGUAAAGAUGGAACGCGGGUUGAAAGUAUAUGGGGGAGAUGAUCGAGUUGGAGCCCUCACUCAAAAAGUGUCACAUCUUACUACACUACAGGUAGGAUCUCUCACUGUCAAAUGCCUUUCGACACCAUGUCACACUUCUGGACAUAUCUGUUAUUUUGUGAGUAAGCCCAACAGUUCAGAGCCACCUGCUGUUUUUACCGGUGAUACCUUAUUUGUAGCUGGUUGUGGGAAGUUUUAUGAAGGAACAGCAGAUGAAAUGUACAAAGCCCUGCUUGAAAUUUUGGGCCGUCUUCCCCCAGAAACAAAAGUAUACUGUGGUCAUGAGUACACCAUCAAUAACCUCAAGUUUGCACGUCAUGUUGAACCAAACAAUGUUGCUAUUCAAGAAAAAUUGGCCUGGGCUAAGACAAAAUAUGGCAUUGGAGAACCAACUGUACCAUCUACUAUUGCUGAGGAGUUUACUUACAACCCAUUCAUGAGAGUGAGGGAGAAGACAGUGCAACAGCAUGCUGGGGAGACUGACCCUGUGACGACCAUGAGAGCCAUCCGAAAGGAGAAAGAUAAUUUCAAGGUGCCCAAAGACUGAAGAUCCCUGCGGGAAGUCUCACAAUGCACAUUUCUCCUGCUAGACCUUUUUAGAGUAUGGGUAUUCUGAUGUUUUAAGUAAUUAAUUUCUCUUUUAAUUGUGGGAGAAUCAUCCUUGUUUGCAGUUUGUAUUUUAGUUUAAAAUUGUCUUUAAAAGCCCUUUGUUUCUUUUGCCAAACAUUCUGUGGCAUAUUUAUAAGAUAAAAAAUUUAAAGGAUAUUUAUUCAUACAAUUUUUGCUUUCAGAUUCUGUAAAUGAUCAGUUAUGAUUCUGCAAGCAUGAUUUCCUAAGGGCUUAAGGGGAGAGGAAAUGCUAUAAUGUGGUCAAUCCUAUGCUUUUGUGAAAUACACUUAUCCUGGAAACUGACCCCAACAAAAGGCCCCCGGCUUUGUCUGCAGCCCAGCUAGCUUUUUGAGCUCUUUUCAACUCCUAAGUUCAUAUUUGCUCUGAACAAGUCUGGCCAAACCCCAGGGAGACACUUGGGCAUAGUUCCAAAGGGAGGGAGAAGAGGGGUCUGGUCAGUAUUCCAAUUUGGACCUGUUUCUUUCAUUGCUCCUCUACAAAAGAAGUCUUUCUCAUUGCUUCAAGUUGGCUCAGAAUUUAAAAUGGGAUCUCCUUUCCCAAUUCUUCACUUAGACCCCUCUUUACCUUCAAGAUAACUUCUAAGGCCAGAGGCUGGUAUUUGGAGUUAAUGUUUUACUGAAUUGUAUGCCAUUGCUUUCCAUGGCUCAUAUGAGUAGUAACAUAAAACUGUUGAGGUCAUGUCCUCUUUAAGGUUGGCAUCCCAUCCCAACCUGAAUAGGACUUGGAGGGAGUGGAAAAAAACCUUUGAGAGAGUUAUCUUGGCUUGAGAGAUUUAAAGAUUCAAAAGCUUGAAAACAUCCUUAAACACUUAACAUUGUAUAUAGAAAUUCAGUUUUCAGAUAUUAAAGACUUUUUAACUCCACCGAAGCCAAGCAGCCUAGACGUAUGCUUUGCUGUUUGCUUUGUUUGUUGACUUGACAUUAAUUGCCUAUUUAGGAAGGGGCCUCUGUCUCUAAGCAGAUGCUCACAAGUGUCUUCUGUCUAUCUAACAUUGUGCUAUCAUUAUUAAACAUUAAGUGGCCUCACCUCUUGCUAUGUGAUAACCUGAAGUCCCAAGGAAAACUUAAGUCCCUUUGAUAUAUUAAGCCAGCAUGUACUCUGAGUGGCAACAGAAACCAUUCUGAAGAGCAUUUGACAAAAAUUAUGCCCUGACUGUCCCCUGAUUAGACAGAAAUGUGUCUGGGAAGAUGAGAAAGGGUUAACCGGCAGAGUGGCAAGGAAUGUUUUGGAAAGGAAAGCCCAUUCUUAUCCAGUCCAUGUAAUCCAUGCUUGCUCCUUCUUGGCUCCUGAGCUACCUGUAUCCUCUAUGGUUUCGACUGUCACCACUAAAACUGGUUUCCUCCAGUUGUCAAAUAAGCAGUAUUGUAUGGUGUUUUUCCAGUGAUGGUGAUUCAUCGUUUUAUUAGACAUGUUCACAGGUUUGCCUGGGAAGCUUUUAUCAAAGGGAACUUGAAAUUUCUUUGCUCUAUAUAGAUGUAACUGCCAUAUGCAAUGGAUGCUCAAAGAGUAAGCCUUCUCCAACUUUGCUUAUUGCAUUUAACCCCUAGAGUUUCAGUGUCUCUUCUAAUAACAUUUGACCCAAGAUAUUGGUAUAGCGUGGUUCCUUUUGGGCACAUUAAUUCAGAGAGUAGGUUUUGAGUGCUGGCAGCAAUUUCAUUAACAUUUCCAUUUUUUCCUGUUUCUAAGUGGGAGGGAAGGGGGUAGUUCAAGGGCCCUCAAACACAGCAUGGUUAUAAAGUAAUGAGACUAAUUUCUAGAAGUUAUCAUGGAAAUUGUCUUAUUUCUUUAUAGCCACACUUGCAUUUUUCCCUCAGAAAGACAAACUGUUCAUAGCUGAGGCCUGGAAGGCUGUGCUUUAGACUGCACUGUUGCUGAGUGAGCCUUCCAGUAACAAAGAAACCUGAGCAGUGGGCACUUAAGUGUGGCUAUUUGGGGGGGGGAUAUUAGUAGGUUAUGUUUUUUGUUUGUUUGUUUUUUAUGAAAAAAUGAUUGGGAGCCCAGGGAGAAUUAGUUUGGCUAAUUAGUUGGUUUAAUCAGACUUUUUUCUCUUUGCCUUGCCUUUGAGUGAGGACAUGAGCCUGUUUCUGUCCUGGUCCCCUUUUGUCUCAUCAUCCUCCGUUAAAAUUUGACUCCUAGAUUGGUGGUGACUGAACAGGGCAGGAGCAGAGGGCUUCCUUUGCUCCCUUUUCAGAAGUGAGCAUAAAGAGGAAGGUGAGAAAGACUCUGAUCUAAAGCUAUAUAAGGUUCGCAGAGAAGUCAGGUCUCAUUUGGGCAUCUAGAAUCACAGAAACAGUUACAGUUGCCAAGUCUUACUUUUAGAUAAAGGGACUUUUCUCCCUUUUUCUCCCUUUAUCAUUUUUCUCACAUCCUCCCAUGGGAAAGGCCUUGAAUGUCACACAGCUCUGAGAAAAUUCUACCACUUGUGAAUUGUUGCUAUCUUCCUACCUUCUGAUGUGCUUUCAUGCCUAAGAUAGAAUAAGAACAUGAUUAACUAUAACUUGCUGCCCACCCAUUCUCCAGCAGGACAUUUCUGUCCUCAGCCAAUCUCCAUUGUGGUUACUGUUACCCUUCAGUAGAAGCUCGGGUUUAACCCUUCCUGAGCACUGACAGAAUGCCCCCAGACCCUGUACAAAUAGCCUCAGACACAUUCCCUGAGCAGGGAUCAGCCUGCAGGGGUUGCUCACGUCCUAUUCAGAAGACAGGCUGGGACUCCUGGGAAAUCCAGUCGCUUCACGCUGGGCUUUUCUAGAGGGACUGAAGUAGGACAAUGAUGCCCACCAGCUGAUUGGUGAGGAGAAGAGAUCCUCUGGGACUCCAGCAGCUCUGGUUCCACCUCAGAGACUGAGUUUUUAGUUACAAAGUUUCGUUUCUACAUUUGAAUUUGGGGGGUUGAAUCUUUUUUUAAAAACAAUUUUGGGUUCAAUUUUGUGAAAAAUAGGCAGCCGUUGGCUUGCCCCUUUCAUGCUAUGCAAGGUGAUGAAGCUGGCAUGUAAGCCCAGUGGCAGCUGUGAAUCAGGGAGCCUAUGAGGGGGUGUGUAUCCAUUCUCCUGUUGAGGGGAGAAUUCCUGCUGCUCCCUAUUGGAGGGAAAGAUGGAACCUGUGUCUGUUCUGCACUUUGAGCUCCUCAAAGAGAAGCACUGUCGAGUAUUAUUCUUGUUUCUGAAUUAAUUUGAUCUUCUGUGAUAAGUGUUGAGUAGGCAUAGCUUGUAAUAGUUUCGCUAAUAAACCCUUCAUUGUUGAAAACAGAA
Dromiciops gliroides (monito del monte) is the source of this 4342-nucleotide messenger RNA. It is a transcript of the gene HAGH, whose product is annotated as hydroxyacylglutathione hydrolase. Bases 82 to 1011 code for a protein of 309 amino acids. Gene Ontology annotation, cellular component: mitochondrion. NCBI's taxonomy places the organism in Eukaryota, Metazoa, Chordata, Mammalia, Microbiotheria, Microbiotheriidae. Gene Ontology annotation, molecular function: hydroxyacylglutathione hydrolase activity. The record is from RefSeq and is a predicted model, not a curated record. Gene Ontology annotation, biological process: glutathione metabolic process. The transcript has 9 exons.